CACACACACUUCGUAAAAUUCGUGCAGCUGCGGUUCUAUGGAUGUGAGGCUGCGGCUCUUUAGUUCCAAACGCAAAUAUUAUUGAUUUUAUCAAAAAAAAUUAUAAAUUAACAAGUACUAGGCAUCGAUUCUAUCAGCAACUUGUACGAGCUUUUUUUAAGCCUUCUACCUCGUGACACACGUCAAGGAUUACUUCAUACAUGUGAAGAAUGUAUGUUGGACACUCCAUAUCCCGAAACUUCUUCUCGAUAUAUGUAUUAGCAGUUAUACCUCUUCUUUCGUGUACGCGAUCGCCUCUACAAAUGAAUACAUGGUCGGUUCGUGCUCUUAUAGAUAUUGCACUCCAGAUCAUGCAGGAACCACCUCCAUAAGCGCUCCACUAUUCAAAGAAGCAAUCUGCUAAUCGCUCUCUUGGUCUUCUGUACACUUUCACAGAACAGAUGCCCAUUGAUCCAUUCAUAUGUUCCUGACCAAAACGCAGGUGUGCUUGCCGAUGAGCUGGAAUAAGUUUUGAACCAAUCGCAGGUGUUUUAGGGAUGACUUGAAUACUUUUGGGGUAGCUAGUUAUGGCAGAAAACGUUAAAGUUAUAGUCAGAUGUCGGCCUAUGAACAAAACGGAAACAGCUCUUAAUUGUCAACAUACUGUUAAAGUAGAUAAAUGUGUUGUGGAAACAUGGGAUCCCAACGAUGGUCCAGCUUUUGCGAAACAGUUUACCUUCGAUUCUGCUUACGGAGAAAACUCCACAACAGAAGUGAUUUACAACGAUAUAUGUUAUCCGCUAGUAGAAAGUGUUUUAGAAGGUUACAAUGCUACGAUAUUUGUUUACGGACAAACAGGUUGUGGAAAAUCAUUUACAAUGGAAGGUAUAAAAUCGGAGGACAGUCCUCAGAAGGGCGUCAUUUCCAGGGCGUUCGAACAUAUUUUCGAAGCAAUUUCAGUCACUAGUGGAGUGAAAUAUUUAGCUCUAGUAAGCUAUCUAGAAAUAUACAACGAACAAAUAAGAGAUCUGCUACUACCACCUAAUAAAACUCCAACACCUUUAUGUCUUAAGGAAUCUCCCAAUGAAGGUGUAACUGUACCUGGUUUAUCUCUGCUACCAGUACAAAAUGCGAUGGAAUGUGAACGACUACUAAACAUUGGUUCAAAAAACAGGAUGAUUGGUGCCACUCUUAUGAACCAAAAUAGUUCAAGAUCCCAUAGUAUUUUUUCAAUCAGCUUAGAACAUAUAAGUAAUGUAAAUAAUAAUGAUAAUAUUAGGAAAGGUAAAUUGAAUCUUGUGGAUUUAGCCGGAUCAGAAAGGCAAACCAAAACAGGCGCUACAGGCGAAAGACUGAAAGAAGCAACUAAAAUAAAUUUGUCUUUAAGUGCUCUUGGAAAUGUCAUUUCUGCUUUGGUAGAUGGUAAGGCAAAACAUAUACCUUACCGAGAUUCCAAACUCACUCGACUUUUACAGGAUUCCUUGGGAGGAAAUACUAGAACUUUAAUGAUAGCUUGUAUCGGACCAGCUUGCAGAGACUACAUGGAAACUUUAUCCACUUUAAGAUAUGCUAAUAGAGCUAAGAAUAUUCAUAAUAAACCUAAAGUUAACGAGGAUCCGAAAGAUGCGAUAUUGCGACAGUAUCAAGAAGAAAUAAGAAGGUUAAAAAGUCUGCUCGAAAAUAAACAAACAAACAAAAACGAUAUCAAAGUAGAAGACUUAACAAUAACGUCUAACGAAGAAACUGAUACGAAUCAACUUUAUAAUCAUACAAACUUGGACUUAGACGUUAAAAGAGACCAACUGAUCAUUCAGUAUCAACAGGAAAUGAAAAAAUUGAAAUCGUUGCAUGAAAAUGAAAAAAUAGAAAAAGAAAAUAUAUUGAAACAGAUUCAAAAAAUAAAAGAAGAAUACGACGAGAACAUCAAACAGUUAAACAAAGAAAUAGGUUUGAAAAGAAAAGAAGAAGUAUCGGAAGCAGAAAUAAUGGAUAGAAUAGAAGUUUUAAAAGCAUCUAUUAUUGGUGGCGAGAAGGCAGACGAUAGGGAAUUAUCAGAAAGAAGGAGAAGAAAAAAACAAGCCGCUGAGGAAAGAGCCUCAGUCGUCGCUCACUUGUUGGCCAAAAUCGAAAUGAACGAAGACAGAGAACUACUAUAUAAUCAAUACAAGGACAUAAGUUGCGAAUUAAGAGUAAAAACGGACGUAUUGAGAAAAUACAGGCAUAAAAUGAAAAUAUUGGAAAAAGAAAUUACCGACAUUCAAAGCGAAUUCGAAACUGAACGCGGUGAUUAUUUGGAAACUAUAAGGAAACAAGAAAGAAAUAAUAAACUGCUGAGUCAGAUAGCGGAAAAAUUAGCGGGGACGUUGAAAAAGGAAUGUAACUAUAGCGAUUUGGAAUCCAUCAAGGACAAAGCAAUAUGGCUAGAAGAUUCUCAAAAAUACAAACUUCCAGAAUUAGUGAUACUAAGGACGAAACUACCACCGCCAGGUCGAAACUGCGAUACUCAAACAGCCCCCGGUCGUUUGGAAAGUGAUGAAGACAGUCGAGAAGACGAUUAUCCAAUGAGAAAUUCUUUUUUCAAGCGGAUGGAAGGAAUUGACAGAGAGGAUGUGAUAACCAAUUACUUUCAACCUGCUACUAAAAGAGUUAGUGAGUUACUUAGGCAGUCUGCUAGAAUGGAUCCCGCUAAAGUUAUACAAACUUGGAAAGAAUUUGCGAGAAGAAACAAAUCAACUGAGGAUACGGAUCGACGACAAUCACCAACAAAAGUGAACCUUAAUUAUAGUACCAAUUAUGGAACAAACAAUUGGUUGAAUGGAAUACCAUCGAAUCAUCAUAACGAGUCCAAAAGACCAUUUCGUCUUGAAGCAUUGCCAAACAUCGUCAAAAAUCAUAAAGAAAGACUAAACCAAUUGGAAUUUUUAUAAAUAUCAUUAAUAAAACUAUUUUGUGAUAUCAAAUGUAUUAUAUUUAAUGAAAAAAUGUAAAUAAAAAAUGUAUCA
This is a messenger RNA of Diorhabda carinulata, 2981 nucleotides long. It is a transcript of the gene Kif3C, whose product is annotated as kinesin-like protein KIF17. Bases 567 to 2906 code for a protein of 779 amino acids. Lineage: Eukaryota; Metazoa; Arthropoda; Insecta; Coleoptera; Chrysomelidae. The transcript is spliced from 15 exons. Gene Ontology annotation, molecular function: ATP binding; microtubule binding; microtubule motor activity. The record is from RefSeq and is a predicted model, not a curated record. Gene Ontology annotation, biological process: microtubule-based movement.